CAAAGCGAAGAAUGACAGAUACGGGGAUGAAGAUCAGACAAAGUACAUGUAUGUUUUUUUUUCUUUUUUUGGCAAAGACCCGCCGGAAGUCAAUGCUCACGCUGCGUGCUAUACAAGCCGUCAACUUUAAACCAACGGGGAAAAAAACGCUUAUAUUGGGUUUGAAAGUCUGAUAGCAUUUUCUGCUGAAGCAGAAGCAAAACCAACAAGGCAGAGAAGAGCAAGCAAGAAGCAAAACAAUACACGGAACGAAAGGAAACAGAGAUUUCAAGUUAGUAGCUAACCGUAAUAAAAUCAUGAAUCUAUUUAGGUUAGCAGGAGACCUAACCCAUCUGCUCAGCAUAGUGGUCUUGUUCCGUAAGAUCCGCACCACCAAAUCUUGUGCAGGAAUUUCACUCAAAACUCAAGAACUCUACGGGUUGGUCUUUCUUACUCGAUACAUUGACUUGGUUAUCAAGUAUCACUCCUUGUAUAACACUUUAGGGAAGCUCAUCUUUAUUGGAACUUCUCUUGCCACGGUCUGCCACAUGAGGUACCAUAAAGUAGUGAAGCAAACCUACAACAAAGAUCAAGAUACUUUCAGACAUUACUAUCUCAUCCUUUUUUGCUUGGGGCUGGCUCUUCUGAUUCCGCGUUCUUUUACAGUAAUUGAGGUUCUUUGGGCAUUUUCAAUAUAUCUUGAAGCCGUAGCAAUCUUACCACAAUUGGUUUUACUGCAAAGGUCAAGAAACAUUGAUAACUUAACUGGAAACUACGUUUUCCUUCUUGGUGCUUACCGAGCCCUAUAUCUUCUCAAUUGGAUUUAUCGUUUCUUCACAGAGCUUCACAGAGUUCUCUGGAUACCUUGGGUUUCAGGCCUUGUUCAGACUGCUCUUUAUGCUGACUUUUUCUACUACUAUAUUAAGAGCUGGAAGAAACACGAGGAGCUUAAGCUUCCUGCUUGAAGUGGAUCAUUCUGGAUGUGUAAUUUCAACUAACACAAAAGCAAUGGAUAGAUACUUUACUUGAGGAUGUAGAACCAAAGCUGACCGCUGUUAUCCUUGUCAUGGGAUUUUCUCCCUACAUGCAUUAAUAUUGUAAUUUGUAUAGUGCAGCAACAUUAUCAUGAUUAAUAGUUUACGGUGAUCUGGUGGGACAGUCAGUGCUAC
Molecule: messenger RNA, 1148 nt
Organism: Prunus persica (peach)
Lineage: Eukaryota; Viridiplantae; Streptophyta; Magnoliopsida; Rosales; Rosaceae
Product: ER lumen protein-retaining receptor
Exons: 6
Coding region: 297-944 (215 amino acids)
Biological process (GO): protein retention in ER lumen; endoplasmic reticulum to Golgi vesicle-mediated transport
Cellular component (GO): membrane; endoplasmic reticulum; cis-Golgi network
Molecular function (GO): ER lumen protein retrieval receptor activity
Source: RefSeq, a predicted model, not a curated record